This is a messenger RNA of Magnolia sinica, 426 nucleotides long. RefSeq names its product protein BRICK 1-like. Lineage: Eukaryota; Viridiplantae; Streptophyta; Magnoliopsida; Magnoliales; Magnoliaceae. Gene Ontology annotation, molecular function: protein-containing complex binding. The transcript has 2 exons. The record is from RefSeq and is a predicted model, not a curated record. Gene Ontology annotation, cellular component: SCAR complex. Gene Ontology annotation, biological process: actin filament organization; regulation of actin polymerization or depolymerization; cell motility. The coding region runs from base 1 to 240 and encodes 79 amino acids.
AUGAUCACGAAUGCUGUUAAUGUGGGAAUCGCAGUGCAAGCUGAUUGGGAGAAUCGAGAAUUCAUCUCUCACAUCUCUUUGAACGUCCGUCGCCUCUUCGAAUUCCUAGUUCAGUUCGAGGCUACGACAAAGAGCAAAUUGGCAUCACUGAAUGAAAAGCUUGAUAUGUUGGAGCGUCGUCUAGAGCUGAUUGAAGUUCAAGUUGGCACAGCAUCAGCUAACCCCUCUGUUUUCAGUUGAAGUCUCUAGAUGCCCGGGUAGAUGAUAUAUAUAAAGGUAGAUGUAACCAAGUUGAGUUACUGUAAAGAAUAAAUAGCCUGAUCUGCAAUCCAUUUGGAGUAGGGUUAUUAGGGUUUAUUUCAUUUCAAAUUUUGUCACAGUUAUGAUUAUUCAAGCCUCGUAGCUAAUGAUCAUGUUAUUAUUUUU